CUCCUCUUUCCUCUCCCAGGCGAGAGGACCAGCGGAGGCACCUCUCCCGAGUCUUAGGCUGCAGAGUCUAAGACUUAGAGAGAGGAGCCUGGGAGGAGACAGCCCUUUCCUCCCCUUUUCCCAUCCCUUCUUUUUGCCCAGAGAGGCAAAUAGAGGCGCGGAGCUUUAGAAAGUUGAGUGGUCAAGAAGGUAGGUGCUUCCCUUUUUCUCCUCGCGCAGAGGUGGGGCUGGGACCUCCGCACCCAGCUUCUUAACCUCGCGAGGAGCACCUUUUUCGGCUCUAGCAGCCGAUGCUCUUCGGAGCUGCUCUCUGCAGAGCCAGAGGGUGGGUCGGAUUCGCCGCGUGUGCGUGAGGAUGGAUCGCAGGUCCCGAGCUCAGCAAGGGCGCCGAGCUCGCCACAGUUACAACGAUCUGUGCCCACCCCUAGGCCGCCGGGCAGCCACCGCACUCCUCUGGCUCUCCUGCUCCAUCGCGCUCCUUCGUGCCCUUGCCACCUCCAGCGCCCGCGCCCAGCAGCGCGCGGCUGCCCAGCGCCGGAGCUUCCUUAACGCCCACCACCGCUCCGCCGCCCAGGUAUUCCCCGAGCCCCCCGAAUCCGACCACGAGCACGAGGAGGCAGACCGCGAGCUCUCCCUCCCCGAGUGCCUGGAGUACGAGGAAGAGUUCGACUACGAAUCCGAGACCGAGACCGAGUCUGAAAUCGAGUCGGAGACCGACCUCGAGACCGAGCCUGAGACCGCCCCCGCCACUGAGCCUGAGACCGAGCCCGAGGACGAGCGCGGCCCCGUGGUGCCCAAGCGCCGCACCUUCGACCAGUCUCUCACUGAGCGUCUCAACGCCCUGAGGUUGCAGAGCCCCGACGCCUCCCCGAGUCGCGCGCAGCCCAGCACUCGGGAGUCUGAGAGCCCCAGACAAGGGGAGGAGCCCGAGCCCGAGGACAAGGAUCCGAGGGACCCCGAGGAGUCCGAGCAGCCAGAGGAGGAGGAGAAGCAGCGGCGGCGCCGCUGCAAGCCGAAGAAGCCCACCCGCCGCGACCCAUCUCCGGAGUCUCCUUCCAAAAGGGGACCCAUCCCCAUUCGGCGUCACUAA
This is a messenger RNA of Balaenoptera ricei (Rice's whale), 1090 nucleotides long. Its product is annotated as neuroendocrine secretory protein 55-like. NCBI's taxonomy places the organism in Eukaryota, Metazoa, Chordata, Mammalia, Artiodactyla, Balaenopteridae. The record is from RefSeq and is a predicted model, not a curated record. Gene Ontology annotation, biological process: response to parathyroid hormone. Bases 356 to 1090 code for a protein of 244 amino acids. The transcript has a single exon.